AUGAGGGUGGUUAUGCUCGGUCUGGAUGCGGCUGGCAAAACAACGAUACUGUACAAGCUCCACAUUGGGGAAGUUCUGUCGACUGUUCCCACCAUCGGUUUCAAUGUUGAGAAAGUUCAGUACAAGAAUGUGAUGUUCACAGUUUGGGAUGUCGGUGGCCAAGAAAAGCUUAGGCCCUUGUGGAGGCAUUACUUCAAUAAUACUGAUGGACUUAUAUACGUGGUAGACUCCUUGGACCGAGAGAGAAUUGGUAAAGCUAAGCAAGAAUUUCAGGAGAUCAUAAAAGACCCAUUCAUGCUCAACAGUAUCAUUCUAGUGUUUGCAAACAAACAAGACAUGAGAGGAGCCAUGUCUCCUCGGGAAGUAUGUGAAGGGCUUGGCUUAUUAGAUCUCAAGAACAGGAAGUGGCAUAUACAGGGCACAUGUGCUCUUCAAGGAGAUGGGCUCUACGAAGGCUUAGACUGGUUAUCCUCUACGCUCAAAGAGGUUAAAGCCGCUGGUUACUCAUCGGUUGGUCCCUCCUUUUAA
Messenger RNA from Microthlaspi erraticum, 528 nucleotides. The record is from the annotation of a GenBank genome assembly. NCBI's taxonomy places the organism in Eukaryota, Viridiplantae, Streptophyta, Magnoliopsida, Brassicales, Brassicaceae.